AGGAAGCGGAGGCCGCCCGGGCGUCGGUGCCACGCUCUCCGCUGCGAUGAGCUCCGAGCCUGCGCUCCGCCCGGCUCGCGGUGCGGGUGAAGAACAAAACAUGACUGAAAUAGAUGCCUUCCCUAGGAGAGAAAUGUUUGAUCCGGCUGAAAAGUACAAAAUGGACCACAAGAGGAGAGGAAUUGCAUUAAUCUUCAAUCAUGAGAGGUUCUUCUGGCACUUAACCCUGCCAGAGAGGCGGGGCACCAGUGCCGACAGAGAAAAUCUUAGACGCAGGUUUUCAGAUCUAGGAUUUGAAGUAAAAUGUUUUGAUGAUCUUAGAGCAGAAGAACUAUUGCUCAAAAUUCACGAGGCGUCAACUGCCAGCCACGUAGAUGCUGAUUGCUUUUUGUGUGUUUUCCUGAGUCACGGUGAAGGCAACCACAUCUAUGCGUAUGAUGCCAAAAUUGAAAUUCAGACGUUAACAGGCUUGUUCAAAGGAGACAAGUGUCAGAGCUUGGUUGGAAAACCCAAGAUAUUUAUCAUUCAGGCGUGUCGGGGCAGCCAGCACGACGUGCCCGUCAUCCCUCUGGAUGCAGUUGAUCACGGGACAGACAUGCUGGAUGCCAACCUAACCCAGGUGGACGCGGCCUCGGUUUACACACUUCCUGCUGGAGCCGACUUCCUCAUGUGCUACUCUGUGGCAGAAGGUUACUAUUCUCAUCGGGAAACUGUGAAUGGUUCAUGGUAUAUUCAAGAUUUGUGUGAGAUGCUGGGAAAAUUCGGCUCCUCUUUGGAGUUCACAGAACUCCUCACCCUGGUGAACAGGAAGGUUUCUCAGCGCCGAGUGGACUUCUGCAGAGACCCAAGUGCGAUUGGAAAGAAGCAGGUUCCCUGCUUUGCCUCAAUGCUAACUAAAAAGCUGCACUUCUCUCCAAAAUCUAAAUGAUAGGUGCUAUUUUGCUUUAUGUAUUCAAAAUAGAUUUUCUCUUUUCAUAUAAAGGAGUAUCACUUGGUUGAAGCAAUUUAAAUGGUUCAGCAGUUUUAAAUGUUUUAAGCUUUAAUAACUUAAAAUAGUUCAUAUUGGACAUGGUGAAGGGGUUUUGAUAUAUGGGGAAAUGAAAUCCUCAGGGAAUUCCUAUAGAUGAAAAUCCACAAGCAUUUGUAAUACUAGACUUUUGUACUAAAUUGUAAGUUUACUCAAUAUCUGACUGAUUUAACUUGUAUUUUGUGACUUUUUUAAAAUAAAACUUUAUAAUGGUUUUAAGGGGUUUUGAAAUCUAAGAACUUGUUUUCCUUUAAUAUUUGAAAUUUUUAAAUUGUUUUUCUAAUUUACAUUCUUACUUG
Messenger RNA from Odocoileus virginianus texanus, 1326 nucleotides. It is a transcript of the gene CASP6, whose product is annotated as caspase 6. NCBI's taxonomy places the organism in Eukaryota, Metazoa, Chordata, Mammalia, Artiodactyla, Cervidae. The record is from RefSeq and is a predicted model, not a curated record. Gene Ontology annotation, biological process: positive regulation of neuron apoptotic process; apoptotic process. Gene Ontology annotation, cellular component: cytoplasm.